Pseudozyma flocculosa PF-1 is the source of this 1530-nucleotide messenger RNA. RefSeq lists its product as uncharacterized. Gene Ontology annotation, molecular function: protein binding. The coding region runs from base 1 to 1530 and encodes 509 amino acids. The transcript has 2 exons. Lineage: Eukaryota; Fungi; Basidiomycota; Ustilaginomycetes; Ustilaginales; Ustilaginaceae. The record is from RefSeq and is a predicted model, not a curated record.
AUGCAGGCCACCUCGCUCUUCACCUGCUCCACCCACCUCUGCGCCGACUCGAUCGAAUCACUGCCGGGCAUCCAGGGCGUCUUUGCCCUCGCAACCUACCAGGUAGACCAGCAUGAGCUCGACGCACAUCGAGGAAAGGCAGGCCAUGACCGCCCAGAUGAUGCACAGGCAUGUCACGCCAAUGGCGACGACGACGACGACGACGACGACGACGACGACGGCACGCCGAGUCGGGGACCGGCCUACUCUCGCAGAGGGACCUGCUCCAUCCGUACCGCCGCACCCACCCCGGACGGCAACAUGACCAGCCAGGUCGUCGACCAGCACUCUAUGCCCGCCAUCCUCGACACGAAGUGGUCCCUCGCCGACCUCACACCGACGCCAUCAGCAUCGACCGCGGUCCCGCCCUCCAGAUCCCUCGGCACGCUGGGCGUGGCCAACGCCCAGGGCCACGUCACCAUCCACCGCCUCGUCCGCUCCACCGGCGCCGACACCGCCAACGCAUAUUGCCUUGACGAGCUGGCGAUCCUCAAGAUCAACCACAAGAACGCCCUCUGCCUCAGCCUCGACUGGUCCGACCGCACAGGCGGCCAUCACCACGGCUAUCCUGACGCCCAGCUCCAUAGGCGCGAGGCCAGCAGCGACGCCGCCCUCAUCGUCAGCCAGAGCGACGGCUCGCUCGCCUUUCUGCCGAGUGUGGCAGAGGCGCUGCAGUCAGAGAGCAUAGAGGAUUCGCUGGCCAGCACGCAUCUCGAUCAGAAGCCUGCACCUGCACCCGCCUCUGACGACAACGACGACGACGACGACGACGAUGACGACGACGACCGGAAUUCGUCCGACGAGCGCGAGGCGAUGCACCGGGAUCGACAUGACCAGCUCAACCUGGCCUACCCCUCGAGGCCGCGCGGGCUGGAGACGUGGCACGCGCACGACUUUGAGGCCUGGAUCGCCGCCUUUGACUGCUGGUCGGGCGGCCAGGUGGUGUGGAGCGGUGGCGACGACUUGGCCAUGAAGGGCUGGGACCUCCGCACGCCCAACACGGGCGCGGGGCGGCGACCGACGUUUGCCGUCACACGGGGCUUCGACGGCGGCGUGACGUCGAUGCAGAGCCACCACCUGCGCCAGCACCUCUGGGCCGUGGGCAGCUACGACGCCAACGUGCGCCUCUUUGACGCCCGCGCUCCCCUCCGCCCCGUCUCGGAGACGCCCGUGGGAGGGGGCGUAUGGAGGACAAAGUGGCACCCGACCGACCCGUCGCUCCUCCUCGUAGGGUGCAUGCACGACGGCUUCAAGGUCCUCUCGCUCCCCUCGAUUGCCCAGCUCGAGCCCGGCGCCAAGCUGCAGAGGGGCGACGAGAUGGACAUCGUCACCCGCUUCGACGACCACGCCAGCCUCGCCUACGGCUGCGACUGGGAUCGCGGCCUCUCUCCCUCGUCAUCGUCGUCGUCGUCGUCAUCAUCGUCGGCGGCGAAGCGCAACGUAUACAGCUGUUCUUUUUACGACGCCACGAUGCACAUCUGGUCAAGCUGA